Messenger RNA from Girardinichthys multiradiatus, 3041 nucleotides. Its product is annotated as delta-1-pyrroline-5-carboxylate synthase-like. NCBI's taxonomy places the organism in Eukaryota, Metazoa, Chordata, Actinopteri, Cyprinodontiformes, Goodeidae. The transcript is spliced from 17 exons. The record is from RefSeq and is a predicted model, not a curated record. The coding region runs from base 176 to 2509 and encodes 777 amino acids. Gene Ontology annotation, cellular component: mitochondrion; cytoplasm. Gene Ontology annotation, molecular function: ATP binding; glutamate-5-semialdehyde dehydrogenase (NADP+) activity; glutamate 5-kinase activity.
CCCUACAGAUUCUUGCCAACCGCCAUUAAACACCAGAAGAAGAAGAAGGAAACAACGAGGGCUGUGGAUGUGGCAGCAGACAGUCUGACUGAUUGACUACGUGUCUCCUUUUUGCAGACCACUGUUGUGUUGGUUGGCUUUCUAACUCGCUGUCAGGUCUUCAGGUGUUGGUGCCAUGUUUGCCAGGCUGGCCUUGUGCUCUCGCCUGCCAUCCAGGAUCUCGCAGUCUAAUGUCUGUCCAGUCUCCAUCAGAUGGUUUUCCCAGGCUAAGUUUUUGCUCCCACGUCCCCAUGGGAAAUCAUUUGCUCACCGCAGUGAGUUGAAGCAGGCCAAGCGCAUUGUGGUGAAGCUGGGGAGCGCCGUAGUUACACGAGGCGACGAGUGUGGCCUGUCGCUGGGACGGCUGGCCUCGAUAGUAGAGCAGGUGGCCGUGUUUCAGAAUCAAGGCAGGGAGAUGAUGAUUGUUACAAGUGGCGCCGUGGCGUUUGGGAAGCAGCGACUGAGACAUGAGAUAUUGUUGUCUCAGAGUGUCAGACAAGCCCUGCACUCUGGACAGAACCAACUCAAAGACAUGUCAGUUCCAGUUUUGGAGGCCCGAGCAUGUGCAGCUGCUGGACAAAGUGGUCUGAUGGCUCUGUAUGAAGCGAUGUUCACCCAGUACAGCAUCUGCACCGCACAAAUUUUGGUCACCAACCUGGAUUUUCACGAUGAGCAGAAACGUCGCAACCUGAACAGCACGCUGCACGAGCUGCUGCGGAUGAACAUCGUGCCCAUCAUCAACACUAAUGACGCCGUUGUGCCGCCCCCUGUUCCCAACAGUGACCUACAGGGGGUAAAUGUCAUAAGCAUAAAGGACAAUGACAGCUUGUCUGCGCGGCUGGCUGUUGAGAUGAAAGCUGAUCUUCUCAUUGCUCUGUCUGAUGUUCAAGGCUUAUAUGAUAGUCCUCCUGGAACAGACGAUGCUAAACUCAUUGAUAUCUUCUAUCCUGGCGACCAGCAGUCAAUCACUUAUGGCACCAAGUCCAGGGUCGGCAUCGGUGGAAUGGAGGCCAAGGUGAAAGCAGCACUUUGGGCACUGCAAGGAGGGACCUCUGUUGUCAUCGCCAACGGCACGGAUCCUAAAGUCACAGGGCACGUCAUCACAGACAUUGUAGAAGGGAAAAAAGUUGGCACCUUUUUCUCUGAAGUAAAACCUGCAGGACCGACUGUGGAGCAGCAGACAGAGAUGGCACGACACGCUGGACGAGCGCUGGCAUCUCUACUCCCUGAACAGAGAGGAGAAAUCAUCUGCAGUCUUUCUGAGCUGCUUACAGAAAAGAAGGAUGAGAUUCUUAGUGCCAACAGGAAAGACAUGGAGUUAGCAACAGAUCGUUUGUCCCAGCCUCUGAUCAAUCGCCUCAGUCUGUCAACUGCUAAGCUGAACAGCCUUGCCAUCGGUCUGCGUCAGCUUGCCGUAUCCUCCAUGAAUAGUGUUGGUCGGGUGCUGAGAAGGACCAGGGUGGCUAACAACCUAGAGCUGGAACAGAUCACUGUUCCCAUCGGGGUCCUGUUGGUCAUCUUUGAGUCACGUCCUGAUUGCCUUCCACAGGUGUCAGCCCUUGCGAUUGCCAGCGGAAAUGCUUUGCUUCUUAAGGGAGGCAAAGAAGCGUCAAACACCAACAAAAUCCUACAUCACCUCACUCAGGAAGCGCUCUCAAUUCAUGGAGUAGCUGAUGCCAUUCAAUUGGUGAGCACGCGUGAAGAGGUCGAGGAUCUGUGCAAGUUGGACAAAAUGAUCGACCUGAUCAUUCCGAGGGGUUCGUCAGAGCUGGUCAGAGACAUUCAAAGAGCAGCUAAGGGCAUUCCCGUGUUGGGCCACAGCGAGGGUGUCUGUCAUGUCUACGUCGACAGUGAAGCCAGCAUAGACAAAGCUAUUGAUGUUGUCAAAGACUCCAAAUGUGAUUACCCAGCAGCCUGCAAUGCCAUGGAGACCCUCCUUAUUCACAGAGAUUUACUGCGUACUCCUAUAUUUGACCAGAUCAUUGAUAUGCUGAGAACAGAACAAGUAAAGAUCCAUGCGGGUCCUCGGUUUGCAUCUUACUUAACUUUUAGCCCAUCUGAGGUGAAAUCUCUUCGCACGGAGUAUGGGGACCUAGAGUGCUGUAUUGAGGUGGUGGACAGCAUGCAGGAUGCCAUAGACCACAUUCACAAAUAUGGCAGCUCCCACACUGAUGUCAUUGUCACAGAGAAUGAGGAAACAGCCGAGCAGUUCCUGCAGCAGGUAGACAGCGCCUGUGUGUUCUCGAAUGCCAGUUCUCGCUUUGCUGAUGGAUACCGGUUUGGCCUGGGAGCUGAGGUUGGCAUUAGCACAGCAAGGAUACAUGCCAGGGGACCAGUGGGUUUGGAUGGACUUCUCACAACCAAAUGGGUCCUUCGAGGGGAGGGACACACUGUGGCAGACUUUUCUGAACAAGGCAGUAUGAAAUACCUGCAUGAGAACAUCCCUGUCCCCCAGGGAAAUUUUAAUUAAGAGAUCUUUCAACAGGAUUCAACACAACAGAUGUGUAAAAAGAGUUUAUUUGAGGUUUGGGUCAAACGGCAUCAUUUCAACCCUCUGCUCCUUCAUCACCUGUGUGACUUGACCUUAUUGCUGCAGGAGGCUUGCAUGUACAAUUGGGGUCAUUUUCUUAGAUUUCCAAUUAUCUGAUUUUGUGAACCAGUUCUGAAAGCUGUGAAACUGAAUUUCAGAUGCAUCAACUCACAUAAAUGAGUGGUUCUUAAAUAACAGCAAACAAUACAUUGUGCUAAAGCAAAAAAAAAAAGGUAAUGCAUAAUGUAGACCUGAAGAAAAGCUCCUAUUACCCUUGUACAAGCUCAUUUUUAUAACGGGAUUUAAAAAAAGAUAUCAUUGACUCAGCUGUGAUUUUCUAAUUUAUUUUUCUACAUUUAACUCCCUUUGUUUUGUAAAUCACUGCAAGUGUUUGUGCAAGAUCUUGGUUCCAUUUUGUUUUGCUGUCCUUUUUGCACAGGUAAUUUAAUAAAUGUUGUGUACAGUUCCUAAA